Dentiscutata erythropus is the source of this 238-nucleotide messenger RNA. The record is from the annotation of a GenBank genome assembly. Lineage: Eukaryota; Fungi; Glomeromycota; Glomeromycetes; Diversisporales; Gigasporaceae.
AUGAAUACUCAACCGCAAAUUAAUAAUAUUAGUACUACGCAAAAUUCUGCUCGUCUUCAAAGGGCCCCAAACACUAACAUGCAGCCUCUACGAUCUCGAAACGUCGAAAAUCCAUCUAUCAAUACUUUUAUGGGUGCUGAACUGAUCGAAGGCAUAAAUUUAUCUUCCGCUACUAGAACACAAGAGGUAGAAAAUCCUCCACUACAGGAUGCACAAAUUUCAACGCUGUUGAUUUCAG